Anguilla rostrata (American eel) is the source of this 2197-nucleotide messenger RNA. RefSeq names its product interferon regulatory factor 8 (gene irf8). Gene Ontology annotation, cellular component: nucleus. Bases 160 to 1443 code for a protein of 427 amino acids. NCBI's taxonomy places the organism in Eukaryota, Metazoa, Chordata, Actinopteri, Anguilliformes, Anguillidae. The transcript is spliced from 9 exons. Gene Ontology annotation, molecular function: DNA-binding transcription factor activity, RNA polymerase II-specific; RNA polymerase II cis-regulatory region sequence-specific DNA binding; protein binding. The record is from RefSeq and is a predicted model, not a curated record. Gene Ontology annotation, biological process: immune system process; regulation of transcription by RNA polymerase II.
UGUCUACUUCCAAUCAGCUUUCAUAACAGAGCAGGGGAGCGAAUCAAAUUUAUAAACAGAAUAACCUAUUUAGCGUGUGAAGUAUUUUUUUCAGCGCGCUGGGUCUUAACUACUGUUCGGGUCAAUCUCCUGUGCAAGGUUCACGCACCAGCCAAAGAGAUGACAGUAAAUCCUGGCGGACGGAGGCUGAGACAGUGGUUGAUUGAGCAAAUUCACAGUAACCUUUACUCUGGUCUCCUAUGGGAGGACGAGGAGCAGACCAUGUUCAGGAUCCCCUGGAAACACGCAGGGAAGCAGGACUACAACCAGGAGAUUGAUGCCUCCAUUUUCAAAGCCUGGGCUGUAUUUAAGGGGAAAUUUAAGGAGGGGGACAAGGCAGAACCUGCCACAUGGAAGACCCGGCUCCGGUGCGCUUUGAACAAGAGCCCUGACUUUGAAGAAGUGACAGACCGGUCUCAGCUGGACAUUUCGGAACCAUACAAGGUCUACCGGAUUGUCCCAGAAGAGGAGCAAAAGACAGGCAAAGGCACAGCAGCCAUGAAUGGCAGUGAUGUCACAGAUAUGGAGUGUAGUUCCGCAGAGCUGGAAGAACUCAUAAAGAAGUCUUCAAGUGAGGAUUACCAGCCUAUUUUAAAGAGGAGCCACUCACCACCCCAGGACACUUGCAGGUCCCAGCCCAGUCAGGACUGGUGGUCACAAGGCGGGUUGAACUCAAUGCUUGUAAACCCAGAGCCUACACCAGCUGGCAAUUUUAAUGCAGCCUUCUCGCAGAUGAUGAUCACGUUCUUCUACGGGGGGAAGAUGGUGGGCAGCAACAUGACCACUCACGGAGAGGGCUGCCGCAUCUCUCCCUUCCAGCCGCCCAACGAGAUGCUUUACGUGCCCGACAGCCUCCAGAGCGUGCGCUUCCCCCCCGUGGAGACGAUCGAGCACGAGCGCCAGCGCCAAGUGACCCGGAAGCUGUUCGGCCACCUGGAGCGCGGCGUGCUGGUGCGCGCCAACCGCGAGGGCAUCUUCAUCAAGCGGCUGUGCCAGAGCCGGGUCUUCUGGAGCGGGCUGUGCACGCAGUACAGCCCGGGGCCCAGCAAGCUGGAGAGGGACGCCGUCGUCAAGAUCUUUGACACCGGCAGAUUCCUGCAGGCUCUGCAGCUAUACCAAGAGGGUCAGUACCCAGCUCCUGACCCCACAGUCACUCUGUGUUUUGGGGAGGAAUUCUCUGACAUCACCACCGCCAAGAACAAGCUAAUAAUCGUUCAGAUCACACCAGUGAACUGCCAGCAGCUGCUGGACGCGGUCAAUGCCAUGCGGUCCCAGUACAGCAGUGGGAGCCUGCAGAUCUCAGACGAGACACAGAACGAUCAGCUGGCGCGCAUCUUCCAGGACCUGUGCAGCUACAACGCACCCCAGCGCUGCUUCCGAGAGAACAUCCCCAUCACCGUCUGACACACCUGACACGUCACAAUGCGCUCUGUUCUUUCAGUGACUUAGGUUAAGUGAAGGUAUGCAGCACACUGGUCAAUAUUUAAACUGGCGUGGAAGCCUGGUUUAGGUGUCCGAAAUUGUAGUAGCACUGUACCACCCAGAGUUGAACCUUUUUUUUUUCUAGAACCGUGACACAGCAAAUAUUAAGGAAGAGUGACUUUCCUUCCUGUUGGAUUGUUGAAAUUGUGUAGUCAUUAUGACACAGAUAGGUUUUACUAUCUAUGAGAGCUUGUGAUUAAAUAUAAAUACAUAUACAUUUUUUAUUGAAAUUUAAAUAUGAAUUCAAGGGCUUAUAUUUCCAAUAAUGUAUAUUUUCUACAAAUGUGUUUGAUUAACAUGCUUAUAAACUGAUUUUUUAAAAUAGACUAAUUCAAAUACACCAGUUUGUUUUUUGAAAUAUUGAAAUGUUUCAGAGCAUAUGUUUCAUCGAUGAAGGCUUUAUUUUUGUUAAUCUAUUCCUUUUAAUAUGACCUGUUUAGUACAGAUUUAUUUAUUCCUACUAUAAUAUGUGUCACUGCUGAAAGGACAAUGCUUUUCUCCAUUGAAGCAUAUCUAAAUCUUAACCUGUAGCAGACAGAAACUGGAAAACACAUCAUGUAGUGAUUGCUGUUUGUACACUCAGGAAGAAGAGAUCAAUGCAGCUUAACAACAUGUAAUUAAUCCAUGAAGAAUGUCUAUAUAUAAAUAUCAUCUGUGUGAUGCACAUUUCUAAAUA